Cebus imitator (Panamanian white-faced capuchin) is the source of this 477-nucleotide messenger RNA. Its product is annotated as NADH dehydrogenase [ubiquinone] 1 alpha subcomplex subunit 2. NCBI's taxonomy places the organism in Eukaryota, Metazoa, Chordata, Mammalia, Primates, Cebidae. The record is from RefSeq and is a predicted model, not a curated record. The transcript is spliced from 2 exons. Bases 58 to 357 code for a protein of 99 amino acids.
AAAAAUAAUAAUAAAAAUUAAAAAUUAGGGGCACUUGGGACUUCGGCAUUACCCAAGAUGGCGGCGGCCGCAGCGAGUCGAGGACUCGGGGCAAAGCUGGCCCUGCGAGAGAUUCGCAUCCACUUAUGUCAGCGAUCGCCCGGCAGCCAGGGCGUCAGGGACUUCAUUGAGAAACGCUAUGUGGAGCUGAAGAAGGCGAAUCCCGACCUACCCAUUCUAAUCCGCGAGUGCUCGGAUGUGCAGCCCAAACUCUGGGCCCGCUACGCAUUUGGCCAAGAGAAGAAUGUCUCUUUGAACAACUUCAGUGCUGAUGAGGUAACCAGAGCCCUGGAGAAUGUGCUAAGUGGUAAAGCCUGAAACCUCCACCGAGGAUUAAGGGCAACAGCCCCAGAGCCUGGGCUCUGAUGGACUUAGUGUAAUGUGAAAAAAAAUGUGUUCUCUUAUUCCAUAUAAAGCUUGUGCUGUAAAAUAAAAAAA